GUUUUCUUUCCCAGCUGGUGAUUACUUCAUGAUUGGAAAAGAAGUACCUAGGUGGCUGAAGAGAUUAAGUUUUAUGGGUGAACAGAUGAAGCUGUUCAAAGAAGACAAGAAAAUGCUUUCUCUGUGUCAUAAUAGGCUGAUGACUAAGUGAGCCUGAGAAAGAUAGAUUUGAAAUGUGGGCAGGAAUUUUGAUUUUUUUUAAAAACAAAGUAAGACUUUGAACACUUGUUGAGGAUGUUUUUCUCUUAAAAGUGGAAGAAGAAAAGAAUCACAAAACAAAAAUAAUAAAAGUUGAGAAGAAUAACUAAGUCCACUAACUCCAAGAAUAUCAGUACUUUAUCAUCUUAUUUGGGAAAACUCAAGUGCAUCAUACGUAUGUGGUGAGUUUAUCACCAGUGAUGGUUUUCUAUGCUAGCAAUGACUCUUAAUUUGAAUUUUUGGAGUGCUUUUUCUCUUUUCUACAAUGUGUGUUUCAACCCUUCUUGUUAAAUAGAUUUAUGUAAAGGAACUAAAUGCUGAACUCAUAGUAUUUUUUAACUAUGCCACUGUUUCUUGUGUAUUAUGGAAAAAUUAGAGAUUUUAAUAUUAUUUGAAAUUAUAUUGGAAGCAAAACUGUGCCAGGAACAUAGAUACACAAUGUAAAUUUUCUCUUUUGGGCAACUGUACAGCUUAGAAUGAGCCGAAUUUCAGCUGAAUUUUACAGCAUAUAAGAUUUACAAUUUUUGUUUUGACAAGGUCUUUAAUAUAUGUUUUAUACUAACCAGAUGGGAAACACAUUGAGCACCAUGUUUGACAUGUAUGCCUAAGGAAGGAACUCCCCCAUGGAUCAUGGCGUUAAUGUUUACAGGACAUUUCCUAUUCUUAGCAUUAUUGAUGUUUGGUUUCUCUACUUUUGAGGAAUCUGUCAGCAAUUACUCUGAAUGGGCAGUUUUUACAGAUGAUAUAGAUCAGUUUAAAACACAGAAAGUGCAAGAUUUUAGACCCAACCAAAAGCCGAAGAAAAGUAUGCUUCAUCCAGGUUUAUAUUUUGAUGCCGGAGAUAUCCUAGCAUUGAGACAAAAGUCUCGCACAAGCCAUUUGCAUCUUUUUAGAGCUAUCAGAAGUGCAGUGACAGUUAUGCUGUCCAACCCGACAUACUACCUACCUCCACCCAAGCAUGCUGAUUUUGCUGCCAAGUGGAAUGAAAUUUAUGGUAACAAUCUGCCUCCUUUAGCGUUGUACUGUUUGUUAUGCCCAGAAGAUAAAGUUGCCUUUGAAUUUGUCUUGGAAUAUAUGGACAGAAUGGUUGGAUACAAAGACUGGCUAGUUGAGAAUGCACCAGGGGAUGAGGUUCCAGUUGGCCAUUCCUUAACAGGUUUUGCCACUGCCUUUGACUUUUUAUAUAACUUAUUAGAUAAUCAUCGAAGACAAAAAUACCUGGAAAAAAUAUGGGUUAUUACUGAGGAAAUGUAUGAGUACUCCAAGGUACGCUCAUGGGGCAAACAACUUCUCCAUAACCACCAAGCUACUAAUAUGAUAGCAUUACUCACAGGGGCCUUGGUGUCCGGGGUAGAUAAAGGAUCUAAAGCAAAUAUAUGGAAACAGGUUGUAGUAGAUGUGAUGGAAAAGACGAUGUUUCUAUUGAAUCAUAUCGUUGAUGGUUCUUUGGAUGAAGGUGUGGCCUAUGGAAGCUACACAGCUAAAUCUAUUACUCAGUAUGUUUUUCUGGCCCAGCGCCAUUUUAAUAUCAACAACUUGCAGAAUAACUGGUUAAAAAUGCACUUCUGGUUCUAUUAUGCCACCCUUUUACCAGGCUUCCAAAGAACUGUGGGUAUAGCAGAUUCCAAUUAUAAUUGGUUUUAUGGGCCAGAGAGCCAGCUGGUUUUCUUGGAUAAGUUCAUCUUAAAGAAUGGAGCUGGAAACUGGCUAGCUCAGCAAAUUAGAAAGCACCGACCUAAAGAUGGACCAAUGGUUCCUUCAACUGCCCAGAGGUGGAGCACCCUUCACACAGAAUACAUCUGGUAUGAUCCCCAGCUUACUCCCCAGCCUCCUGCUGAAUAUGGUACUGCAAAAAUGCACACAUUCCCUAACUGGGGUGUUGUCACUUAUGGGGCUGGGUUGCCAAACACACAAACCAACACUUUUUUGUCUUUUAAAUCUGGGAAGCUGGGAGGACGAGCUGUAUAUGACAUAGUUCACUUUCAGCCAUACUCCUGGAUUGAUGGGUGGAGAAGCUUUAACCCAGGGCAUGAACAUCCGGAUCAGAACUCAUUUACUUUUGCUCCCAAUGGGCAAGUAUUUGUUUCUGAAGCUCUCUAUGGUCCCAAGUUGAGUCAUCUUAACAACGUACUUGUGUUUGCUCCGUCACCCUCAAGCCAGUGUAAUAAGCCCUGGGAAGGUCAGCUGGGAGAAUGUGCACAGUGGCUCAAAUGGACUGGUGAGGAGGUUGGUGAUGCAGCUGGGGAAAUCAUCACUGCCUCUCAACAUGGAGAAAUGAUAUUUGUGAGCGGAGAAGCAGUUUCUGCUUAUUCUUCAACUAUGAGACUGAAAAGUGUAUAUCGUGCUUUGCUUCUCUUAAAUUCUCAAACUCUUCUAGUUGUUGAUCACAUUGAGAGACAAGAAGAUUCCCCAAUAAAUUCUGUCAGUGCCUUCUUUCAUAAUCUGGAUAUUGAUUUUAAAUAUAUCCCAUAUAGAUUUAUGAAUAGGUAUAAUGGUGCCAUGAUGGACGUGUGGGAUGCACACUACAAAAUGUUUUGGUUUGAUCAUCAUGGCAGUAGUCCCUUGGCUAGUAUACAAGAAGCAGAACAAGCUGCUGAAUUUAAGAAAAGGUGGACUCAAUUUGUUAAUGUUACAUUUCAAAUGGAAUCCAAAAUCACAAGAAUUGCGUAUGUCUUUUAUGGGCCAUAUGUCAAUGUUUCCAGCUGUAGUUUCAUUGAUAAUUCCAAUUCUGGACUUCAGAUUUCUCUCAAUGUCAAUAAUACUGAACAUGUUGUUUCCAUUGUAACUGAUUACCAUAACUUGAAGACAAGAUUCAGUUACCUGGGAUUUGGUGGCUUUGCCAAUGUGGCUGAUCAAGACCAAAUAACCCGAUUUGGUUUGGGCACUCAAGCAAUAGUAAAGCCUGUAAGACAUGAUAGAGUUAUUUUCCCCUUUGGAUUUAAAUUUAAUAUAGCAGUUGGAUUAAUUUUGUGCGUUAGCUUGGUGAUUUUAACUUUCCAGUGGCGGUUUUACCUUUCUUUUAGAAAGUUAAUGCGAUGGAUACUAACACUUGUAAUUGCCUUGUGGUUUAUUGAGCUUCUGGAUGUGUGGAGCACUUGCACUCAGCCCAUCUGUGCAAAAUGGACAAGAACAGAGGCAAGCAAGAAGCCUUCGUCUUCGGAAGGGCACCACAUCGAUCUUCCUGAUGUUGUCAUUACCUCACUUCCUGGUUCAGGAGCUGAAAUUCUCAAACAACUUUUUUUCAACAGUAGUGAUUUUCUUUACAUCAGGGUUCCUACGGCCUACAUUGAUAUCCCUGAAACUGAAUUUGAAAUUGACUCAUUUGUAGAUGCCUGUGAAUGGAAGGUAUCAGAUAUCCGUAGUGGGCAUUUUCGUUUACUCCGAGGCUGGCUGCAGUCUUUAGUUCAGGACACAAAGCUACAUUUGCAAAAUAUCCAUCUACAUGAACCCAGUAGGGGUAAACUGGCCCAAUAUUUUACAAUGAAUAAGGACAAAAAACGCAAACUGAAAAGAAGAGAGUCUUUGCCAGAACAAAGAAAUAGGAUGAAAGGCGCCUUUGAUAGAGAUGCUGAAUAUAUUAGGGCUUUGAGAAGACACCUGGUCUAUUACCCAAGCGCACGUCCUGUGCUUAGUUUAAGCAGUGGAAGCUGGACGUUAAAGCUUCAUUUUUUUCAGGAAGUUUUGGGAGCUUCGAUGAGGGCAUUAUAUGUAGUAAGAGACCCUCGGGCAUGGAUUUAUUCAAUGCUAUACAGUAGUAAACCAAGUCUUUACUCUUUGAAGAAUGUGCCAGAGCAUUUAGCAAAAUUGUUUAAAAUAGAGGGAGGCAAAGGCAAAUGUAACUCAAAUUCAGGCUAUGCUUUUGAGUAUGAACCAUUGAGGAAAGAAUUAUCAAAAUCCAAACCAAAUGCUGUCACUUUGUUGUCACAUUUGUGGCUAGCAAACACAGCAGCAGCUUUGAGAAUAAAUACAGAUUUGCUGCCCACCAGCUACCAGCUAGUCAAGUUUGAAGAUAUUGUACAUUUUCCUCAGAAAACCACUGAAAGGAUUUUUACCUUUCUUGGAAUUCCUUUGUCUCCUGCUGGUUUAAACCAAAUAUUGUUUGCCACCUCCACGAAUCUAUUUUACCUUCCCUAUGAAGGAGAAAUAUCACCAAUUAAUACCAACAUUUGGAAACAAAACCUGCCUAGAGAUGAAAUUAAACUAAUUGAAAACAUCUGCUGGACACUGAUGGAUCAUCUAGGAUAUCCAAAGUUUAUGGACUAAAUGCUGCAGGUCAGCAGAAAUUUGCACUAAUAGUUCCCAACCCACUUUGUGGAUAUGAGUUAGAAUUUGUUUAUUCUUGCAUUGUGUGUGUGUGUAUGUGCACGUGCGUGUGUGUUCAGUCUGUUACUUGCUCAGAGAGAUUAUUUUUAAAAUUUGCACCAUAACUGGCCCAGCAGGAUUUAUUUUUAUGUUAUUGUUUCCCUUGUUUUGUUUUUGAAAUUUUUUUCUGCUAAAAUGUUUCUGCUGCAGAAAUGUAGAUGAAGUCAUAUCAUGGAGGUCAGGGAAGAUGGGAAGAUUUUAAAGGUUUUUAUCUAAUUCUUCAUCUGUAACUGUGCUAAUCUAUCUUGGGACCUCAAACACUGCUAAAGGCCUUGCAAUUGCUGCUUUAUCCAUACAUCUCUUGCUUUCAAGAUGGACAACAGAAGUUCCUUUCCUUUUUGUAAAGAUCUCCUAACACACUUAUUUUGCACAAAGAAAAGGAAAAAAAUCCUUUUACUGUGUAUAAUGUUCAGUAGAUCACUGGGGAAAUGGGGAAUGCUCCUAUCAGAGCUGUGAGAUUCCUUCUGGAAAAUAGAGAUGGAAGGACAAAAUGAAUAUAUAUAUUUUUUGAGGUCAACAUCAGUGACCUGAAAAGCCUCUUCAAAAUUUUUUUAAACUUAUAAAUAAUAAGAAAUAAGUAUUUGAACAAUCUGGGUUCCAAGGGCUGGUAAAUUAUUUUUUAUUUUUGUCUCCUUUCACUUUUUUGCCUCCCUGAAAUUAUAGCUUGUUCAC
Carlito syrichta (Philippine tarsier) is the source of this 5232-nucleotide messenger RNA. It is a transcript of the gene DSEL, whose product is annotated as dermatan sulfate epimerase-like. The record is from RefSeq and is a predicted model, not a curated record. The transcript has a single exon. The coding region runs from base 799 to 4461 and encodes 1220 amino acids. Gene Ontology annotation, molecular function: sulfotransferase activity; chondroitin-glucuronate 5-epimerase activity. Lineage: Eukaryota; Metazoa; Chordata; Mammalia; Primates; Tarsiidae.